GUAUAAUUUAUCUCAGCUUGCAUAUUUUGUGCCACACUAUCUGCAGGGGAUUAGACACUCGUAAUAAUUUCUCGCACACGGGCUCCCCUAUGCUCUCGGCGGCCCCCGUGGUGCUGGUCAGGCCAAGCGAGCGAAUCAAAUUGUAUCUUCCCUUUGCAGACACCGCAGACUUUUCGCCGCGCGACUCCAUUGAACGGUUUUGUGAAUCCAUUCGUCCCUUUAACUGAGCCGCCCUUCGCGUACAAGCCCUGCACUGCGCAAAGAUAGCGGCAGAUUAGUUCGCUCUAGAGAUAACAGCACUGCGACAACAGUCAUAUAGUACUAAGCGCUGGGUUCUAUCUUUGGCGCCACCGGCUCGGACCGUGGUUUCUGUCUGACGCCUCGGAGCUUACACCGCGUGUUUCCACUGCCUCUGGCAGCCUACAGCCAUAUCGAGACAUUUUUCCGCAAAGCAGGGCGCAUACAAGCUCGCGUCCUGAACAGAAGCGAGUAGCGGUGUUGUUGGGCCUCAAGCAUUUCGACCAGCUGGCAGCAGCGCAGAUUAUAAGCUGCAUAGUCACGGAGGCAUGCCUGCCGAUAAACCACGACUGCUUAUCCUUGGUGGCGGACCCGCUGGAGUCAUCCUUGCUCAGCGCUGCUGUUCAAGCUUCGUAGUGACCCUCGUCGACCCUAAGGAGUACUUUGAGAUCACAUGGGCCACGCCACGCGGCCUGAUGGACCCCCGGGUGGCGGCAGCGGCUGCCAUCAACUACUGGGACAUUCCGGACCUAGGGCGGGUCAUCCAAGCACGUGUCACACAGCUGACAUCCCAGUCGGCGCUGCUCAGUAGCGGCGACACGAUCUCAUUCGACUUCGCGGCGGUGUGCUCCGGCUCCUCCACCUCGGAGCUGUUCAAGUCGGCGGCCGCCACCAGCCGGGGGCAGCGCCUGGCGGAGAUGAAGGAGCUGCAGGGCGAGAUCCGCUCCGCCAAGUCGGUGCUGGUGGUGGGCGGCGGGCCCAGCGGCGUGGAGAUGGCGGCGGAGAUUGUGGACGCCUUCGCGGGCAAGGCCGUCACACUGGUGCACGGCGGCAAGAGGCUGCUGGCGGAGCUGCCGCCGCGGGCGGGGGCCGCGGCGCAGAGGUGGCUGGAGGCACACCACGUCAAGGUCAUGCUGGGUCGGCGCGUGGAAUCCAAGCCCCCGCCCGACGACCCGUCCCUCGGUGCCACCUCCGCCACCGGCACCACCGCCACCGGCACCCACAGCGGCAGCGCUCACACCGCCGUCGGCGGCGCCGUGGCGGCGGCUGUGCCUGAUGAGCGGUCCUGGUCCGGCGCCGGAAGCUACGCCCACUCCCACGCCGCCGCCGCCUCCCACCCCGACGGCGGGCAUCACACGCACCACGCCCACAACCCACUGCUGGACAGCGCGGGGGCCGCCGCCGCCGGCCUGCCGUCGGUGGUGCGGCUGAGCGACGGCUCCUCACUGGCGGCUGACGUGGUGCUGUGGUGCACGGGCAGCCGGCCGGCGGCGGCAUUCAUGGCGGGCGGCGAGCUGGCGGGCUGCCUGGACGAGCGCGGCGCCGUCAAGGUGCUGCCCAGCCUGCAGGUGGAGGGCCACCCGCACAUGUUCGCGCUGGGGGACGUCAACAACGUGCCCGAGACCAAGCUGGGCUUCCUGGCGGCCAAGCAGGCGGAGCUGGCGGCGGCCAGCCUGCAGGCGCUGGCGCGGGCAAAGGCAGCGGGCGGGCCGGCGCCCAAGCUGCAGCGCUGGAAGCCCAACGGCGGCACGCUGGCCGUGAUGAUGGUGACGCUGGGCCGAGAUGACGGCGUCAUGCGCGCCGGCGGCCUCGUGUUCAGCGGCUGCGUGCCGGCACUGAUCAAGUCGCGAGGGCUGUUCGUGCAGAAGUAUCGGAAACUGCUCAAGGUGAACGCGCCGGGGCCAGCGCCUGGUGCGGCUGGUGCGGCUGGUGCGAGCGGCCUGGGUCGUGGCGCGGUGGGCGUGGCGGCGGUGGCGGGCGCGCCGGUGGGCGCGGUGCAGGCCGCGGCGGAGGUGGCGCAGGCGGUGGCGGCGGGCUGCGACGGCGGCAGCGGCAGCAGGUGAUCGGCCGGCUGCGGCAGCAACUGCUGCGGCCGCCGAUGGCUAUAUCGUAUACCGUGCCUUGCUACCCUACGCAAUCGGGCAUACAUGGAUUGCUAUACGCUAUUUGGAAGCAAAGCAGAUUAGUAUGCAAACUCGCAAAGCAGGAGCACACAAGGCACUGUCUGCAUUAAAUACGCACAACACGAACCAUGGCUGUGGGGGCGGGCCGUCUCCCGAACGGCGCUGGGGCCCCAGACAGCGCGCCUGCGCCCGCCGCCCGCCAUUCAGUAAUAGCCAGUAGGUGGGGCAAAAAGUAAUAGAGUGCAAAGAAAGCUUGAAUGUGAGUCUCGUGUCGGUGUGGCAUUUCGUUGGUCUUGAUCCCGUCUGGUGCUGAUGAGGGUUGGCGCGGUCUUCAUGUUUUUUUGUUGGGAGGGCACUCUUGUUUGCAACUACGUUACUAGGGUAUGUAUUCUGGUGCACUUUGGCAAGGGGAUGGCGAUGGGUGGACGGGAGCGGUUAUUUCUCACCCGCGUGCACCGGGGGCCUGAAGGCAGCACGGUUUGUCACAAGGCGUGUUCAUCGAGCGAGCGUUCGAGUGCUUGUGUGAGAGGGACAUGCCUGACAGCUAGAGCUUCUGUUGAUACACCGCAACUCACAUGGCCUCCUUUUUAGGAGUUUGCUGAGUUGGUAGGGAGGGGCAGUGAGGAUGCGUGCCGGUGGUCGGGUCGGGUUGCGGCCGAGCCGGAGGUCAUCUGGUGUGGAGUUGUAUGGGGCUGCAUGGCGGGGUUUGGAGUUGUAUGGGAUGACUGAUGCUUAUCUCUGCCCGCACACAUUCGCGCUGCACAAGUGGAGGAGUUGUGCGGGCGGCUGCACGGUAUGCUACUGCGGGGGCGUGCACCCGGCAGGGGGUGGUCUGGGGGUUGUAGUCCAGUGGCGCAAAGUGUGUGUGCGUGUCAGGGCUAUGCGGACACCUAAGUGUGUGACAGUUGCCUUUGCAUUUGCCAGGUUUGCAUUAAAGCACAGAAGUGAUGUGCCCGCUAUGUGAGACUUUGCAACAGGUUUGCAAUGCUCCAGUCCGGUGGCAGUCGUAGGGGAGUUGAACAUUGCGCAAGGAAUGUGGCGCAAGUUCUUUUUGCAUGUGUGGCUUUGGGCCACCAGACUUGUUGAUGUGUCGGGUCGGCCAUGGAGCCUACGCCGUUGGCAUGUGUUCCUUCCUAGCGCCCACAAGGAGCAGACGCCUGCGUGCUGCGUGAGUGUGUUGCGGUACUACGGACGAAACCGGCGACGCGGGUGCGACCAGACCAGGCUAGACGUGGCUAGAUGUUUGCAACUGUGGCAUCGCAUGAACUGCGCCUGCGGCUGUGUGCGCACGGAUGUGAGUUAAGAAUAUAAUAACUGGCACCGGUUAUUGACGUGGCACCGCGAGUCGCCGCGAGGGGGGCAUGUGGUCCACCCGCGCGCCGCAGCCCCGGGCCUGCACCGCAGAACUCUAGGGGACCCCGCCCGCGUUUUGGGCUGGGUGCUGACACACACACGCACAUUUCCACCGGUCGCUUGCAUGGAGAAGGUGACGGUGGUGGUUAUGGCAGCUAUAGCUCUCUGCAUUCCUUUGGCAUUGGCAAAUAACGGCGGCGGCUGUGCCGCCCGGAUUGAUCCUGUGUGGCUGUGUGGAACCAGAGGUGCCGCGGGUCGGUGUACGGAGUGGCUCAGGGGGUGGCUUGUUUCGCUCGGUUGCUUGUCAACGGUUGCGUGGCGACGGCCGCAAAGGAAUCAAACAGGCGCUGCAGGGCCGUGAAUAAUUUGAUUAUUGUGUGUUCUCGUGCAGGUGAAGCCAAAUGGGCGUGUGGAAGACUGGGUGAAUUAACAAGAAAGGGAUGGCUCUCCCUCUCGCGGGGCGAAGUGGCACGCCACGUUGGUGCACUGUCUGAGGUCGAAGGUUCCAAAACUACCCAUCUCGCGGGCAUUGCCGGGGUCGAUUCGGACGGGCACCGCCCGCUAUGCGUCCGGCCGCGUCCCGCUGUCAAGUACAAGCACAG
Molecule: messenger RNA, 4096 nt
Organism: Chlamydomonas reinhardtii
Lineage: Eukaryota; Viridiplantae; Chlorophyta; Chlorophyceae; Chlamydomonadales; Chlamydomonadaceae
Exons: 8
Coding region: 567-2081 (504 amino acids)
Cellular component (GO): cytoplasm
Molecular function (GO): flavin adenine dinucleotide binding; electron-transferring-flavoprotein dehydrogenase activity
Source: RefSeq, a predicted model, not a curated record